Messenger RNA from Cloeon dipterum, 1439 nucleotides. Its product is annotated as ankyrin repeat and MYND domain-containing protein 2. The transcript is spliced from 6 exons. Lineage: Eukaryota; Metazoa; Arthropoda; Insecta; Ephemeroptera; Baetidae. The record is from RefSeq and is a predicted model, not a curated record. Bases 196 to 1374 code for a protein of 392 amino acids. Gene Ontology annotation, molecular function: protein binding.
CCGCAACAAGCACAACACGCUAGCACGCAGCUCGUCAAGUGUAUGUACGCUGAUUUUUUAUUAUUGUGAAGCCGGUGUACACUUUUGACCAGUUCUUCCUCAAAGAACAGCCAGUCUACACUUCACUCUCUCUCUAGAAGGUGGAGUAAAAGCAUAUUUUUCGAGAGAGAAGCAAAACCAGUUGGAGUCACAAUCAUGGAGCCGACGGAAGAACAGCAACAGGCCCUGCAGAAGGUCACCGACAACGAUUUGACGGGUCUGCAGGCCCUUUUAUCCACUGCAAAGUUCGACAUCGACUUUGUCGACACAAACGGCAUGACGCUUCUGCAGCACGCCGUCUACAAAGGCAACCACGACAUUGCACAGAUCCUCAUUGAUCAGGGUGCAGACGUGAAUUCGAGCAAGCACGAGCACAACUAUUCGCCUCUGCAUUUCGCCGCCCUGUCUGGCAAAGAGGAGGUUUGCAUGCUGCUCCUCCAGCACGGCGCCAAGAGCCAAGUUCUCAACACGGUGAAACGGACGCCAGCUCAAAUGGCAGCCUUCGUCGGAAAUCAUGGUUGCGUGGCGGCGAUCAAUAACUUCGUUCCGCGCUCUGACAUCGACUAUUACACAACUCCCAAAGGACUUGACAAAGAGCCAAAACUCGAGCCGGCCCUCACAGAGGUGUUUCACAAGUUCAUCAUGCAGGUGAAUGUUCAUCCAAUCGGAAUCCUGCUCUUCCUUCGGACUAAUCGGACGCUAGUGGACAAACACAGGCAGGUGAAGGCCGUCCUAAAUCUUAUGUGCGAGAAGGAGAUGAAGCGCGGACACGAAACAAAUGAAGUUCUUUCUUUCAAAUUCCACUGGCUGUCCAACGUGCUGGAAGAAUUGACCAUGGCCGAAGAAGGAGAGCUCAUGAAAGAGGGCAAGGAAAAAGACGUGCUUGAGUAUUGCAUAAAAAAGCUGAUUAAACCAAGCGGACUGGACCAGUUUGUCAGAGUGACAGUUCAUCGUUUCCCGUACAUCCAGUCAACACUUUUCAUGCAGAUUGCUAACGGCGUGGCAUCAACAAUAAAAGACCCUCAUUAUGAAAAAGGCAGUUUGAUGACGGUGAUCACGUCAGCCAUCAACGGCCACCGAGGAUUCGCCUCGGACUCGCAGUGCAGCGCUUGCGGCAACGAAAAGGCGACGCGUAGGUGUUCGCGAUGCAAAAGUGAGGUUUACUGCGGCGCUGAGUGCCAAAAGGUGCACUGGUCGCUGCACAAAAAGGGGUGCAAGCCGGCCAGCGCUGCAGAUGCGAAGAAAGACGCCGCCAAAAUGAAGGAGAACGAGCAGGCGAGUAUCGCUGACCUCGUUUCCCAGCAGCUCGCCAGUCAGAGUCUCGAAGUCAAGUGAAUUUGUGUAUCCUCUUAAAAAUGACUGUAUUCUUGUUAUUAAACUGUUGUCUCGCUGAUGUACAA